AUACAGGGUAACUGAUCCUCUUCGUCGAAGUCCUCCUUGAUAGUCAUUUGAAUUACCUGAUCAAUUCCAUACUACCCCCGUGAGAUUCAAAUUCCAUUUACUUAAUCGUUCUACAUUAUGGUACGGAUUGACAGACCUGGAAAGCCGUUGACCAGACUAGAUGUCUGGUCGGGGGAGUUCGAUGCUGCUGGUAAGAGUUAUACGGUGCUACGGGGCAUUGAGGCCUGGUGGGGGAAAGAACAUGAGGCAGCAGGGUAUACACCGGAUCCAUCUUCAGACAUUCGCACCCUUCACGACAGCUUCAUCUUCCCGGCCAAGAAUCAAAUCGACUGGCUGGAUGUAUACCACCCCGACCCCAGCCAACAUGGAUGUGUAGACUCACUUCGAUUUCAUUUGCCAAAUGGCGAUGAGUACUUCGCGAGUGGAGGCUUUGGGGGCGAUAAACAUCCACAAGUACCGCAGGGAAAGCAAUGCGUCCUAGAGGGCUUCGAUGUCGAUGUGGAGGGCAGAGAGAUUCGUCGACUUCAGCCGAUCUUCAAAAAAUAGUGAUGCACCAGGGAUACAAAGAUACGAAAACACCCCACAACAUUAACGUGACCCACCGGUAUAGCCUUUUCUGCGUUCUGCUCUUCUGCAAAGGGAUCCAGAUUUCAAAAAUCAUUCGUUGCGACAUUUUGUUUCGAUCACCAUCCUCAUGCAGCUCAACCUGCACAGAACCAAGACUGCGGUUGCAGUUCUGAAAUAUCGCAAUGCGAAACCUCCUAUCUUUAACAGACAUAUAUAACAGAAAAAAAAACCGAUUGGAUUUGUUGAUUCUAGCUUCAUGGUCUAUAGCUUAACUUGUGUUCCUCAGAUAUUUCGCAACCCAAGAAUUCCAUGAAAGGCGAAACUACUUUCAAACUGCUAUAUAGUCGAUAUUUACAUUGUGGCCCUUGCUAUGUCGUGAAGCCCUUCUUCUUG
Molecule: messenger RNA, 960 nt
Organism: Aspergillus pseudotamarii
Lineage: Eukaryota; Fungi; Ascomycota; Eurotiomycetes; Eurotiales; Aspergillaceae
Exons: 1
Coding region: 118-546 (142 amino acids)
Source: RefSeq, a predicted model, not a curated record